This is a messenger RNA of Punica granatum (pomegranate), 972 nucleotides long. The record is from RefSeq and is a predicted model, not a curated record. Lineage: Eukaryota; Viridiplantae; Streptophyta; Magnoliopsida; Myrtales; Lythraceae.
CCCUUUCUUUUCUUUCCUUCUUCGGUUUUGGUUUUGGUAUUGGUUCCUCUCGCUCUUCAGUUCCCACCCUUCCUCUCAUUUCUUGUCCGUCUCUCAAGAUUACCAACCAGCACCGGCGCCCCCAGCCACAGCCAGCCCCUCAUCUGACUCCUCUGGUUGGCGGAACGAAACGAAACGAAACCAACCGGAAGGAAAGAAAAUGGCGACCUGGCUAUCACUUCCUGGCGGGCCUACCCUCAAAUCCAUGGAGCUCUCCUCUGCUAGAUCGGCUUCAUUUGGUCACACCCCAUGCUUAGCUGCCCGGAGGAAACUAAAACAAUUCGGAGACAAGAACAGGCUGUCUGUUCGUGCCGACUCGUACCGUGAUGGUGGUAGAGGUGGAGGCAGUGAUUUUCUUGCUGGUUUCCUUCUGGGAGGUGCUGUUUUUGGAACUUUGGCUUAUGUGUUUGCUCCGCAGAUUAGAAGAUCACUGCUUAAUGAAGAUGAAUAUGGGUUCCGAAGGGCCAAACGACCAAUAUACUAUGAUGAAGGCUUGGAGAAGACCCGGCAGACCCUGAAUGCCAAGAUCAGCCAACUCAAUUCUGCCAUUGACAAUGUCUCUUCCCGUUUAAGGGGUGGGAACAAUUCACCAACUGUUCCAGUGGAGACCGACCCUGAAGUGGAAGCUACUAUGUAGGUCGCCUCCAUGUCCUCGAUCAUCAUCAAGUGCGAAGAGUUUAAUCUCUCGAGAGGUCUGAAUCCAUGGAGGCAGAGAUUUUCUUUCCCCCGCUCCACUGCAUUUCCUACUAUAAAUAGUUGAUACUGUUUCCCUACUUUAGCUUGGAGGUUGUAUUUGAUGUUCUGACCUGAAAUUUUCUGAGUGCUAAAGCAAUCAAAAGAGCUUGUGCAUUUGGAGGUGAUAAGCCUGCUCGCCCUUUCACAGAAUUUAGCAGCGCCACUUAUUCAUCUGACUAUCCAACUUUUGUUCUUUAA